Messenger RNA from Thlaspi arvense, 2286 nucleotides. The record is from the annotation of a GenBank genome assembly. NCBI's taxonomy places the organism in Eukaryota, Viridiplantae, Streptophyta, Magnoliopsida, Brassicales, Brassicaceae.
UAUUUAUCUUCAUAUACAGAACUUAAGAAAUUAGAGUAACCUUUAUUAAAUCAUUUAUUAAGUAAAACGAUGGCAGAGCUAGCAGCUUCCUUUUGUCUCCUCUCAUGUGUCGUUGUCUUGUGCUUAAGUUCAGUCUCGGCAGUCACAGAUGAUGGUCAACAUAAACAAGUGUAUGUUGUCUACAUGGGUUCACUACCGUCUCGACUGGAAUACACACCAAUGUCGCAUCACAUGAGUAUUCUUCAAGAGGUCACCGGAGAAAGUUCGAUCGAAGGUCGUUUGGUGAGAAGUUACAAGAGGAAAAUGGAAGGAGUUGUUUCUGUGUUCCCGAGCAAGAAGUUACAAAUCCAUUGGACUGCGUCUUGGAAUUUCAUGGGGUUAAAAGAAGGAAAUAAUACAAAGCGAAACUUGGCCGUAGAAAGUGAUACUAUCAUCGGCGUCAUCGACACCGGGAUUUGGCCGGAAUCGGAGAGCUUCUCCGACAAAGGCUUUGGUCCUCCUCCUAAGAAGUGGAAAGGUGUUUGUUCCGGCGGUAAAAACUUCACUUGCAACAACAAAUUGAUCGGAGCAAGAGACUACACAAGCGAAGGAGCUAGGGACAAUCAUGGCCACGGUACACACACAGCGUCCACUGCGGCUGGAAAUGCAGUCGCGAACACAAGUUUCUUUGGAAUCGGCAAUGGAACGGUAAGAGGCGGCGUUCCAGCCUCUAGAAUCGCUGCUUACAAAGUAUGCACCGAGGACGGAUGUACCUCGGAUGCUAUACUGUCUGCUUUCGAUGACGCGAUCGCAGAUGGUGUUGACCUCAUCAGCGUCUCCCUCGGCGGAUCGCCCGACAGGUACGAAGAGGACACGCUUUCAAUCGGGGCUUUUCACGCUAUGACCAAAGGGAUUCUCACUGUUCACUCGGCCGGUAACAGCGGUCCGGAUCCGGCCAUGAUUGGAAGCGUGGCACCAUGGAUCUUAACCGUUGCAGCCAGCACCACGAACCGUGCGUUCAUCACCAAAAUUGUUCUCAAAAACGGAAGCACACUUGUCGGGAAAUCAGUGAACUCUUUUGAUAUGAAAGGAAAGAAUUAUCCACUUGUGUACGGAGAUUACGCCGAGAAAAAGAAAGAAAUAUUGGUGAGCGUAUAUUCAUCUAGUUCAGAUAUAGCUGUUGCAACCAUAACUAGAGACCGUCAAGGCUUUGCAGCCGUUUGCCCUAGGCCCCUCUCUGCUCUAUCAAUGAUGACUUUGACACUCUUGCCUCUUACGUUAACUCCACAAAGUAACAAACAAUCUUCUCUCUUUCUCAUACUCUUUCUGGAUUCUCCCUCUUUGUCCCAUCCACAAGGCACUCUUCUAAAAACUGAGGCAAUUUUUAAUCAGAAAGCUCCUACAGUUGGUUCUUUCUCAUCUCGCGGUCCAAACACCAUCGCUGUUGACCUUCUAAAGCCGGAUAUAACAGCACCGGGAAUAGAGAUCCUCGCUGCCUAUUCACCUGAUGCUGAACCGUCUCGAGAUGACACUAGACAUGUCAAGUACUCUGUUCUCUCUGGAACCUCAAUGUCUUGUCCGCACGCUGCAGGAGUCGCUGCGUACAUCAAGACUUUUCAUCCUGAAUGGUCUCCUUCCAUGAUCCAAUCUGCCAUCAUGACAACCGCUUGGCCAAUGAAUGCUUCUGAAACUGGCUAUGCAUCGACCGAGUUUGCUUAUGGAGCUGGACAUGUGGACCCAAUAGCCGCUCUAAAUCCUGGACUUGUCUAUGAACUGGUCAAAGCAGACCACAUUGCCUUUCUCUGCGGAUUGAACUACACUUCAGAAACCCUUAAACUCAUUUCUGGUGAAGCAGUCACUUGCAGUGGAACAGUUUUACCAAGAAACCUCAACUAUCCUUCAAUGUCGGCUAAGAUCCCGGCGUCUAAUAGCUCCUUUACCGUGAAUUUUAAAAGAACCGUCACCAACCUUGGUACCCCUAACUCUACAUACAAAUCAAAGAUUGUCUUAAAUCACGGAUCUAAGCUCAAAGUCAAGGUCACGCCUAGUGUGCUAUCUAUGAAGUCAAUGAAUGAGAAGCAGUCUUUCACGGUGACUGUUUCAGGCAGCGAUCUCGAUUCUGAACUGCCUUCGUCUGCAAAUCUUAUCUGGUCUGAUGGAACACAUAACGUGAGAAGUCCCAUUGUUGUCUAUACUUAUGAAUUAUGAUAACCGAUGAGGCAUUAUCACUUACCAGUUCACCAUAGUCACCAAUCAUCAUAAUAAAACCAAUCUGUUUGUUUCGCACCGUCUUUUGCACAGUCCCCG